AUCCGGAAAAGCCUUUGCGCGCGAGUGCAGACAGAGGUGUUUCCAUCUGAAAGGAGGUGAAAGUCUGGGAUCAUGUACUGGAUGAACGGCGGCGGAGGCUCCGAGGCGGUGGACGGCCUGGGUCCCAUGUCCAAGGUGGAGAUCCUCAGAGGAAUAGUCACCGACAGGCUGAGCACCGCCGCCCGGGAGAUCCUGGCGGUGGUGGAGAGAACCGUGGCCGGAUACGAGGAGGAGGCGUCGGGCUUCAGGAAGGAGAUGGAGCGGCAGAGGAGGCAGCUGGAGGUCCUCCUGCAGCCCCAGGUCAAACUGGAGAGGACAGAUUUUAUCCCAGACGUUGAUUCUUGUGAUGCUGUGGUGGAUGUGAAUGAUGAGGAGAUGCAAACUCAGCAGACAGAUCCAGGGAUCCUGGACUUCCUCUGGUAUGAUGAGGAAGAGGAGGGUGAGGGUGAAGAGGAAAAGGAAGAACAACGGAAGGUGCAACAAAGAGAAGAUCGGAAGGACCCCGAUUAUCAGAUCAAAUCAAACCGGUCUUCAUCCAGACUGGGUUCUGAGAGGAGGAAACGUGGCAGACCCACAAUCAGAGAAAAACCGGACGGUCUACAGCUGAGGAUCUGCGUUCUGGAGGACUCACAGACCGACGUCCUCACAACAGCAGUGUUCCAGAAGUGUCCGGUUCAGGACCUGCAGUGUCCUCCAGGCCUGCAGGAGGCAGACUUCCUGUCUCUGCUCAGCUCCACCUUCCCUCAGCUGGACGUUCACGAACCCUUUGGCGUCUUCACGACAGACAGAUCGAGGAGGCUUCAACCUCUGAGAGUCCAGACUCUGACACCAGAGGAGAUCUGCAGACGCAUGAGCUCAGUCGGAGCAGGAAGCUCCGCCCUCUACAUCAGACCCAGGACGGCUGUAGAUGAGCAGAGCAGCGCUGCAGAGAUUCAGGAGAGAAACGACGAGCAGAGUGGACCCUGGACCAGGGUUUUAUCUCCUGAAGGUUUACUUGAGAGGCCGCGUGGUCGACCUCCGCUCAGCGAAAAUGCCAACCAUCACACACUGAAACUGUGUUUUCUGGAGGAAGUCCAGCCUGAUCCGCUCUCCAAGAAAGUGCUGGUGAGGUCGGCGGUCCAGCAGCUCCGGUGUCCUCAUGGCCUCCAGGAGUCGGACUUCCUGCUCAUGUUGCGGUCCACAUUUCCUCAAAUGGACGGAGACGACAGAGGUUUUGACCUGUUCACAUCAGACAGGAGCAGAACGCUGAUGCCUAUUAAAGUGAAGGCCAUGACUCCAGAUGAGAUCUGCAGGAGCCUGAAACCCUGUAGGUUACAGACCACCAUGAUCUACAUCCGACUGAAGACAAAAGAGGAAGAGGAGAGCCACCUUUUACAGAUAGACGACACCAGCAGUGAUUGUCCAUCUGCUACCGGAGAGAGGACGAAGAGUGAUGACGACGAGCUACGGCUUUUCCCUAAAUGUUUAGCAAAGAUGAAGCGGCCGCGUGGUCGACCUCUUGCGAGUAAAAACGCCAACCAUCACACACUCAGACUGUGUUUUCUGGAGGAAGUCCAGCCCGAUCCACUCUCCAAGAAAGUGCUGGUGAGGUCGGCGGUCCAGCAGCUCCGGUGUCCUCGCGGCCUCCAGGAGUCGGACUUCCUGCUCAUGUUGCGGUCCAGGUUUCCUCAGCUGGACGGAGACGACAGAGGUUUUGACCUGUUCACGUCAGACAGGAGCCGAAUGCUGACACCUGUUAAAGUGAAGGCCAUGACUCCAGAUGAGAUCUGCAGUAGUCUGAAACCCUGUAGGUUACAGACCACCAUCAUCUACAUCCGACUGAAGACAAAAGAGGAAGAGGAGAGCCACCUUUUACAGAUAGACGACACCAGCAGUGAUGGUCCAUCUGCUACUGGAGAGAGGACGAAGAGUGAUGACGACGAGCUACGGAUUUUCUCUAAAUGUUUACCAAAGAAGAGGAGGCCACGUGGUCGACCUCCGCUCAGCGAAAACGCCAACCAUCACACACUCAGACUGUGUUUUCUGGAGGAAGUUCAGCCUGAUCCGCUCUCCAAGAAAGUGCUGGUGAGGUCGGAGAUCCAGAAGCUCCGGUGUCCUCAUGGCCUACAGGAGUCGGACUUCCUGCUCAUGUUGCGGUCCACAUUUCCUCAAAUGGACGGAGACGACAGAGGUUUUGACCUGUUCACAUCAGACAAGAGCAGAAUGCUGAUGCCUAUUAAAGUGAAGGCCAUGACUCCAGAUGAGAUCUGCAGGAGCCUGAAACCCUGUAGGUUACAGACCACCAUCAUCUACAUCCGACUGAAGACAGGAGAGGAAGAUGAGGAGGAGCUCCACGUUUCCGAGAUAAAUGACAAAACCAGCAGUGAUUCUCCUACUGCUGCCGCUGCUCAAACCAUGAGUGAUGAAGCUGAGCUGUGUUUAAGCAAAUCACCAUCAAGACAAGAGGACAUAAGCACAGAGAGACCAGAGAAGGACCAUGGGUUAUUUGAUCAGGCAGAUGAAGUUGUAUUGCAGUCACACUCUGACAGUGAUGAUGAUGAUGAUGAUGAUAAAACCGAGCACACACAUGAUGACGAUGCUGACUGGAAGCCUAAACCUCAGCAGCAGACACAGAAGAACAGACAAGUCCAGACCUCAAUGGAGGCCGUUAAAACCCCCUGUAAGGUGUGUGGAGUGACGUACAGACUACAGGGAAGUCUCAUCAAACACGCCUGGAGUCACAUUGAUGAAUCACCGAGUGUGUGUGGAGUGUGUGGAGAACAGUUUAAAAAUGUGGAAGAUUUGAAAACAGACCUCAAGAGACACAAGAAAACCCACGAGUGUUCACUCUGUGGGAAGUCUUUCGUGACCAUCAGUGGCCUGAAAUCCCACACCACCAGUCACUCAGGGGAGCAGCCUUACAAAUGUGACGUUUGCAGCAAAACGUUCGCUACCAUGUCAAGACUGAUGGUGCAUCGCUGGGUACACGUGGCUGAAAAACCACACAAAUGUGACGUCUGCCACAAGGAGUUUGGGUUAAAAACUCAGCUCCGAGUCCACAGCAGAGUGCACACAGGUAGGGAUAGGUUCCUCUGCAACAUCUGUGGGAAAUCCCUGUCUGACCUUCGCUCUUUGGGCCGACACAAAGCAACGCACUCAUCAGAGAGACCCUACAGUUGUAAGACCUGUGGGAAACGCUUCAAAAUCGACCACACAUUAAAGUCUCAUGAGAAGAUCCACACAGUCAGAGACCAGAAAUACCUGUGUGAUAUCUGCUGCAAAACCUUCACCACAAACUACGCGUUAAGGGCUCACUUAAAGACGCACAGCAGCGAUCGUCCGUUUGCCUGUCCCAUCUGCAGCAAGCGCUUCAUCUCAAAUGGUCCUCUCAAGAUUCACCUGCGGGUGCACACGGGUGAGGCGCCGUACGGCUGCUCCCAUUGUGGACGCCAUUUUAAAAGUAAGAGCCACCUGAACAGUCAUGUGAGGAUACACCUGGGCGUCAAACUGUUCACCUGCGGGGUUUGUGGGAAGGCAUGUGCCCGCCUGGAACACCUGAAAGUCCACAUGAGGACGCACAACGGAGAGAGACCAUACAAGUGUUCUGUAUGUGACAAAGCCUUUACCCAGAGUCACUGUCUGAAAACACACAUGAAGAGUCACCAGGAAAACACACGUUAAACUGGAGCUACA
Molecule: messenger RNA, 3672 nt
Organism: Sphaeramia orbicularis (orbiculate cardinalfish)
Lineage: Eukaryota; Metazoa; Chordata; Actinopteri; Kurtiformes; Apogonidae
Exons: 17
Coding region: 73-3660 (1195 amino acids)
Biological process (GO): embryo development; regulation of transcription by RNA polymerase II
Cellular component (GO): nucleus; nucleoplasm
Molecular function (GO): DNA-binding transcription repressor activity, RNA polymerase II-specific; RNA polymerase II cis-regulatory region sequence-specific DNA binding
Source: RefSeq, a predicted model, not a curated record